AUGGCUUACAACAACCAGAACAAUAACCAGGACUAUGGCUCCUACAAUCCUUAUGGCCAAGGUGGCAACCCCUACGCUCAGCAAGACAAUCACAAUCCAGCAUAUGGUGGCAGGCCUCAACCACAAGAAGACAACAGCUACUACGCUGACGAAGAGCAACGUGGUGGAUAUGAAAUGCGAAAUGUGAACGGAGCAGACCCAAACCGCGUCCUCAAUGAAUGCCGAGCGGUUGAUCAAGCCAUUGACGAGAUCGAGGCCGACCUACAGCGCCUACGAGGCCUACAAUCUCGAUAUCUUGCCGAUACAAACACAUCUGCUCAAUCACCUCUUCGAAUUGAAGUCGAUCGGACUGGAGACAGCAUCAUGACCAAAUACCGCGGCUUGGUCACCCGCGUCAAGAGCAUCAAGUCUCAACCAGAAUCGGGCAACCCCCGCAAUGCUCCUCAGGUCGGCAAAGUUGACCGCAGACUCAAGACUGCCAUCAAUCAAUACCAGCAAGUUGAACGAGAGUUCCGAAAGGCCUCUCAAGAGCAGAUGGCCCGCCAGUACAGAAUCGUCCGCCCAGAUGCUUCGGACGCCGAAGUCCGUGAAGCUGUUGAAGACCCGAACAACCAACAAAUCUUUAGCUCUGCAUUAAUCCAGAGUGAUCGUCGUGGCGAAGCGCAGACUGUUGCCAGAAACGUGUCUCAACGUCACGAGGACAUUCAGAAGAUCGAAAAACAGAUGAUCGAACUCGCACAACUGUUCCAGGAUCUCGAGACAUUGGUAGUGCAACAAGAACCAGCAGUCACGCAAAUCGAGCAAAGAGGAGAGGAAGUUACCGAACAUGUCGCCAAAGCAAAUGUUGAGCUUGGAGGUGCCGUCGACAAGGCACGAGCUGCGCGAAGAAAGAAGUGGUGGUGCUUGGGUAUUGUUGGUGAGUCUAUUUUCGUCCUAUAUAUGCACAUGUACUAA
Molecule: messenger RNA, 954 nt
Organism: Exophiala bonariae
Lineage: Eukaryota; Fungi; Ascomycota; Eurotiomycetes; Chaetothyriales; Herpotrichiellaceae
Exons: 3
Coding region: 1-954 (317 amino acids)
Biological process (GO): exocytosis; vesicle fusion; intracellular protein transport
Cellular component (GO): endomembrane system; plasma membrane; SNARE complex
Molecular function (GO): SNARE binding; SNAP receptor activity
Source: RefSeq, a predicted model, not a curated record